AUGGCGUCGGCUCAGCGCCUGAAGGAGUUUAUCCGCGGGAAACUGGCGGCUGCCGCCGAAGAAAUCUUCGCGGAGUUUGAGAAAACCGUCGUCCGGUACGAGCAGGAGAUCGCGCACCAGCGCGAGCUUCUGGAGACCGGCCGGAAGCCGCAGAGCAGCCCGCGCGGACGGGACCUCCUGUCCCAGAACCAGCCUGACGGGCCCCGUCUGGACCUGGAGGAGCCUCCACAGAUUAAGGAGGAGCAGGAGGAGGUCUGGAGCAGCCAGGAGGUGAAGCAGGAGUCCGACUAUGAGAUGGUGACCCUGACGUAUGGCGACGAAGAUGAAGCAGAACCGAGGAGCCAGCUCCUCCCUCUGGACUGGGGGGGGCGGUCCCCAUCGGACCCGGAGACACUCGGCUGCUGUGGCAACGCCCAAGACCUCCCCAGACAGCAGGAGACCCACAGAACCUCCAGUCCGGACCGGUCCGGACCAGAGCCCCCCGCUUUCAAAGAGGAGCUGGAGGAGGGAUGCCCCCCCCAGCAGGGGGGCUGGCUGGAACCCAAGCAGGAGGCCCAGUCUCCACCGGUGACUCCUGCUGGGGGGGGAGGAGCUGGACUAGGACUGACUGGAGACGGGGACCAGCUCCCCCCCCAGAGUCUGGAAGAGGCCCAGAACUGGCCUGAAUCCACCCACAGAAACUAUCUGAGGCCAGAGAGGAGCCAUGUCAGAGACCUGAACCUGCCUGACACCGGCUCGGGGGGCCAGACAGUAGUCUGUCAGAGCGCUAGCUUCCAGCUGGGGGCGCCUCUUGGACUGGACUCAGGUAGGAACCCACUCGCCUGUGAAAUGUGUCCGGAGGGUUUGACGUGCGGCGGCCAUUUGCCGGCCCGGGUGGAGACUCCCCGGAAGCCGUAUGCGUGUGAGAUGUGUGAGAAGAGCUACGGCCAGAAGUGUGACCUGAACGUCCACAUGAGGACGCACACCAACGAGAAACCCUACGCAUGCAACUUCUGUGGGAAAGCUUUCAGGUACAGGAACGCCAUGUUGUCCCACCAGAGGACUCACACCGGGGAGAAGCCCUACGUCUGUCAGACCUGCGGGAAGAGCUUUACCGAGAGGCUGACGCUCAAGAGCCACUGGCGGAUCCACACUGGGGAGAAACCCUUUUCCUGCCCCACCUGUGGGAAGCUCUUCAGAUACAGUGGGAAUCUAACCACUCACCUGAGAGUUCACACGGGGGAGAAGCCCUACCCCUGUCAGACGUGUGGGAAAGGCUUCAGCUGCCACACAAACCUCAUCUCCCACAUGGCCACGCACACGGGGGAGAGGCCGUACCUGUGUGAGGUGUGUGGGAAAAGCUUCAGUCAGAGCGGCUCCCUGCUUCAGCACACCCGGACUCACGCCGGGAAGAAGCCUCCGCCCUGA
This is a messenger RNA of Menidia menidia (Atlantic silverside), 1407 nucleotides long. NCBI's taxonomy places the organism in Eukaryota, Metazoa, Chordata, Actinopteri, Atheriniformes, Atherinopsidae. The record is from the annotation of a GenBank genome assembly.